GCUCCAUUUUUUCCCGAAACAUAAAAAUUGUAUAUGUAUGUGAACGUACGUAUCCUUAUGAUAGCUGUAAUAUUAUCUAGUAAAUUCAAAAAUGGGUAAUUGUUGUUCUUCAACGAGGGUAAAGGGUCACCCUAAUGAAAAAAAGUACAGAAAGACAAUAAUCGCUUAUGAAGAAGAAUUGGCCUUUGCGAAUCCACUCGCUCGCGGUGUUUCAACCGCGGGCACAGGCCAAAUGAGUGUUUUAAGUAGCUUACCAGAUUCCUCGAAAAAAGCCCACAUCCACAGUGUUUACGACGGAGACACGCUGACCAUAGUUCAAGAUGAUGGAUCCCUCCAAAAAGUUCGCUUGAUUGGUAUCGACACUCCGGAGCUGGCACCUCGUGAGCCGUUCGCUGUGGAAUCCACCAAUUUUGUAAAAAAACAUUGUCCUCCAGGCUCGGAGGUAUGGCUAUUUACAUCAACUGACCCGAAAAAUCAGUAUGAUAAAUACAAACGUUUGCUGGCUUAUAUUUUUGUGGCAAAAUACACACAAGGUUCAGGUUAUCUUUGCAUAAAUGUUGCCCUUGUCUUGGAUGGACUAGCGUUUUUUUAUGCCCCACAUGGUUCUGACCUUCUUGAAAGACGAGAUUUAUUGUUAUCGGCACAGAGGUUAGCAAUACAAAAGAGACGCAACAUAUGGAGUAUUGCCCCGCUUCAACAGACUGUAUAUGUCACGCGAAAUGGCAUUGCAUUUCAUCGUGAUGUUUGCUUUCAUAUCAAAAGAUUUAUCAAGCAGACAACAUUGGAAGAAGCCGCUCGAAUAGGGCUGAGUCCAUGCAGAACUUGUCAGCCUUUGGGGUAGCUCAUAGUACUAUUAAUCUACAAAACAUUAUUUUUGUAUCGGAACUUUUUUUACUUUUGGUAUAUUGUUGUAUUUUAAA
Messenger RNA from Phytomonas sp. EM1, 920 nucleotides. NCBI's taxonomy places the organism in Eukaryota, Euglenozoa, Kinetoplastea, Trypanosomatida, Trypanosomatidae. The record is from the annotation of a GenBank genome assembly.